Messenger RNA from Gymnogyps californianus (California condor), 4325 nucleotides. RefSeq lists its product as uncharacterized. Gene Ontology annotation, biological process: positive regulation of Rho protein signal transduction. The record is from RefSeq and is a predicted model, not a curated record. The coding region runs from base 222 to 3671 and encodes 1149 amino acids. Gene Ontology annotation, molecular function: guanyl-nucleotide exchange factor activity. The transcript has 8 exons. Lineage: Eukaryota; Metazoa; Chordata; Aves; Accipitriformes; Cathartidae.
CCUCCAGAGCCGUGAAGAAGGGGGAACUCCAGCCCCACCAUGAGAAGACUGGGUCUUCUACGCAUGGCGACUCAACCCAUGUGAGAGCUCUCUUAUGUGAGUACCCAGCAGCACACUUUGCUGUCUGUGGUCUGUGGACAUUGACUGGCAUCUAAGCGACACCCCAGCUCCCUCCUCUCCCCCUAGACGCCACUGUCUUAGAGCCUCCAUGUGCAUUUGCUAUGACAUACAUCAGUGUUGAUGAGAGACAGGAACACUGCCGGGUGAUCUUGAGCUGCCAAAAUAAUCAGCUCUAUGCACAACAUGGCUUAAAGGAUUUUUCGGUUAGCAGCAUGCAUCCACUAAAGAACCUAGACACUCAUAUUUUUUCUGGGGACUUCCACACUCUAGACUACUGCCACACAGGCAAGGCACCUUUGGCCAGUCCUGUGGAAAACCGGAUGUUUCGGAGCGUGGAGAACCUUCACUGGGCAACAGUUGCUGACUCUGGGCUGUAUUCUCACUGCCGGAGCCUGGAUAACGAGAUCAUCUUUCGCUAUAGUGGCACCAGUCAGUGGACAGAAGGCUGUGUGGAUGUGGCCCCAGUACAGAGCACAUCGAACUCUCUGAGAAACCCUUCUCUCCGUGCUAAACAGAUGUCUCGAUCGGCACAGAAUGUGCUCCUCCCUCCCUUUGCCAAAGUGCCUCAGUGGCUUUUCCCUUCUGCAGAGGAAAGAGCCCUACACGGGGAUGCCAAAAAAGAGCUGAAGGAGAAGCUGAGGCUGCACAGCAGUAAGGUGACAGAGCCCUGUAAGCCAGUGCGUCCACAAGUGGCCCUGCCUGACCUGAUGGCCCGGGAGUUUUUUGAAUGCCAGAUGUGCCGGCAGUACAAGAACGGGAGGCAGAGACUGUGUUUUGCGCACAGGAUCAUCAGUCCAGAAGACAUCAAGCAGGAGGCUCAGAGGAGGCUUCAGCUCCGAAGGCAGAAUAGCUCCCCCAAUUUGCCCCUUCAGCAUGCCGGGGAAAGCCGUGAGAUGGCCAAAUCCAGAACAGCAGAAACCCUGGAACAAUAUAGUGGGGAAACAGAUGUCAAAGCCACAUUGGGACAGAGCAAGAAAGGCAAAGGGAGGCUCUACAUACCCACCUUUGAGGAAUUCAAGCAAAUGAGAUGUAAGGAGGCAAAUUCAUCUGCCAGCAGCAGUGGGCCAACAGAUUGCUUGAAUAAGGGUCUGCCUGCAAACCAGACCCUGGAGGAGGAGAACAAUAAGAACGUCUGUCCAGAAGCUCUGGGGACCAAAGCUGUGAGUGAAGCCGCUGUCACAGCGGAGGAUGACGAUGAUGUAUUCCAUGAAAACCACACCUCUGCUGGCUUUUCCCAAUAUCCAGCCACAUGGGAUGGUUUCAGGAUGAACAGCCCUGAGGUGAAGGACAGAACCUUCCAGAUCUCCAGCCCAGAUAGAUCGCCGGUCCCCAUUUGCUCUAGCCCUAUUCCACGAUCACCUUUACAGGCAGUAGCAAUACACAGAGCUGGGCAGGAGAUCUUCAGUGGUGAGCAGCAGAAAGGAGAGACAAGACAAUUAAAUGAUGUCCUCCACCUUGCAGGGCAGUCGCUGGCUUCUGAAGCCCAGUCCUCUUGCUGUUCAUCGCUGCUGUUAGAAGCCACAGACUUAUCCAGCUAUGGAGCUAAGCUACAAAAAAUGAAGGAUGAAUUCAUAGGUUCAGCCCUGGAACUUAUUAAGAAAAGCUGCAAUGCUGAGACUGCUGCCAAAUCCCCCUCCAAGGGACAGUGUGAUCUGAGGGAAGCUGAUCUCCCACCUCCGGAGGACAGCCAGCAGCCCACAGCGAUGUCCAUGGCAACAGAGACCUGGGAGGACAAGCCAAACAAUGAGACAUCCAGCGACACUCCACCUGCAGGGAAUACCCCCAGUCCCGGCUGCCGCCGAUCCAGCUCUGACAUUGUCCAUGAGAGCGCGGAUGGUGCCAAGGCCCAGCGGGAGUGCCGGCUGCGGCCGCACUUCAGUGACCCUAUGCCGACAGACUCGGUGAAGAGGAAGCAGCUGGAGCUGAAGAUUGCAGCUGCAGCACGGCAGCACGCACAGAAGCGCCGGCAGGAGCGAGACUAUGGUCCAGUGGUAGCAAAAGCCAACCUUGGCCAUGGUGGCAGCUUCGAUGAGACCCACCGUGCCCCACGUGGCUCCUUCCGCUCCAGACAUCAUUGGAGCAAUGUCAGCAGCCUGAGCACGGACAGCGGGAUUGUUGGUGUGAAUGAUGUCCGGGAUGACCUGGAUCCCAGCGAGGCCACACGGACCAAGUCAGCGGAUGUGGAGAGGGCAGAUAGUGGCAUUGGCCAGAUGCCAGCCAGAAAGUGGAGGAACAGGGCAUCUGAAACGGGGCUGAGCUCCCUGCAGGCCUGGGAAGCCCACCGUCCCUGCACUGACUGUGGAGAACGGGACCUCCCGGUGGAGACAGACGUGCAGAACUGCAAUCAGAGGCGGGCUGACCUCUGUGAGAAGUGCCGCAAGCGCAGGACAGAGCGCAAGGAGUCUGUGCUGGAGUUUGUCAACACAGAGGCCAGCUAUGGAGAGGACCUGCGCAUCAUCAAAGAGGAGUUCUACCUCCCCAUGCAGGCGGCUGGGCUGCUGAGCCAGGAGCAACUCCUGGGCAUCUUCAGCAACAUCCAGGAGCUCAUCGACCUCAACGAGAACUUCCUGGAGAUACUCCAGGAAGAGAUUGAUCAGGCCUUUGACCAGGGUGAUGAUGACCUGAUGACCGUGUGCAUCGGCGAAAUAUUUCUAGAGUUCGUCAACAUGCUGCCAGCCUUUCAGACCUACUGUCUUCAGCAGUCCUCCUCUGUGAAUAUGCUCAACGCACUGGAGAAGGAGAAAGAGUUGCUCAGAAUAUUCCUCAACGUCUCCCAGAAUGACAACACAGCGCUGCGGCGGAUGAACUUGAGGUCCUUCCUGAUGGCCCCUUUGCAAAGAGUCACCAAGUACCCACUGCUGCUCAGCAGAAUCAUCAAGGCCACCACCGAGUACCACCCAGAUCAUGGCAGCCUGCGGGAGGCCAAGAGCCGCAUCGAGUCCCACCUGGAGCACAUCAACAUGAAAACCAAGCAGGAGGGGAACACGUGGACCCUCCGAUCCUUUCGCCAGGACAGCAAGAAGAAGAGGGAAGUCAUCAACAUCGAGAUGAGAGAAACUGCUCUCAAAACUGUAGGUUGGCUGCGGGAGGAAACGCGAUUUGUGAUGGAGGGGUCUCUGCAGCUGGCCCAGCCCCCUGACGGCCAGUGGGUGAAGAAAGGCAGCAAGACCCUGAAGUUCCAGAACAUGCAGGUCCUCCUCCUGGUGAACAUGAAGCGUGUGUCCGAGUCCAGCCUGGAGUCAGCUGAGCCAGGGCCCGUGAAGGACGCCGUGCUGGUGCUCAUCAGGGACAAAAAUAACGGGAAGUUCCAUUUGCUCAGGGAGCCCUUGAGGCUGAGUAAUUGCAUCGUCUCCACUGAUCCCGACUGCGACGACACUUUUGAACUCAUUGAGAUCAGGCGGGAGGCGUUUGUGUUCCGGGACAGCGACCGGGCACGGACUCACCACUGGUUCAGGCAGAUCAGGCGGUACUCGAGGGAGCUGGGCUCCUGGAAGAAGCGGCGGAACGCGCUGCCCAACAUCAUGAUCAGCACCCCUCACACCAGGCCCUGAGUCCUGCACGGGCAGCACGCAGGGAGACUUGGCUUGACCAGUGCCACCUGCAAAGGACCAUCAAGAGCCUCAGUGGCUUGAACUUGCUCUGCUCCAUGGACAACACAGGGAGGAGCCUGGCCCACGAAGACUCUUUGCAGCACUGGAGCGAGCAUCACAGCCUAAUUCUGGUCUCCAGCCUCAGGACUCACAACUUGUUUGUGGCUGAUGUACAUACAGAGAUGGGCUUCCCUCGAGGAGCAGAUCUCUGGAGGAAAAUACUGAGUUUAACUUGUUAAUAUUGCACUGCAGGAGAAUGAUGUAUGAUGCUUGCCAUUGCAUGGAUUGUGUUGAAAGCCAGUCUUGACAACAUGAGAGAGGUUUCCACCAUUGAUUAUAUUUCAUCAGCAUUAGGUAAAGUCAGGGUCAAACUUAGGUGCAGUAUUAUGCAACAGAGGAUGAAAAUUGGAGAAAAUUAUGUUUUCCACCGCUACUCCUAAGGACUGUAUUCCAUUAUUCACCUCUGUGUAUUCAGUCAAAUACUUCUUCAAAAAGAAGGGUCUUUCAUCUUUAAUCCAAAUCAAGUAGGUAUCAAUUUGCUCAGAUUCAGCUGCAUGCACACAGCAAAAAAAAAAAAGCAAACAAGAAUAAAAGGAGUUCUUGCUCUCUGACACA